Gorilla gorilla gorilla (western lowland gorilla) is the source of this 969-nucleotide messenger RNA. Its product is annotated as complement factor H-related protein 2. Gene Ontology annotation, molecular function: complement component C3b binding. The record is from RefSeq and is a predicted model, not a curated record. The transcript is spliced from 5 exons. NCBI's taxonomy places the organism in Eukaryota, Metazoa, Chordata, Mammalia, Primates, Hominidae. Gene Ontology annotation, biological process: complement activation.
GUUAGUACACUGAAAUUCAAAGUCAUGCUCAUAACUGUUAAUGAAAGCAGAUUCAAAGCAACACCACCACCACUGAAGUAUUUUUAGUUAUAUACGAUUGGAACUACCAAGCAUGUGGCUCAUAGUCAGUGUAAUUCUAAUCUCAUGGAUAUCCUCUGUUGGGGAAGAAGCAAUGUUCUGUGAUUUUCCAAAAAUAAACCAUGGAAUUCUAUAAGAUGAAGAAAAAUAUAAUCCAUUUUCCCAGGUUCCUACAGGGGAAGUUUUCUAUUACUCCUGUGAAUAUAAUUUUGUGUCUCCUUCAAAAUCCUUUUGGACUCGCAUAACAUGCGCAGAAGAAGGAUGGUCACCAACACCAAAGUGUCUCAGACUGUGUUUCUUUCCUUUUGUGGAAAAUGGUCAUUCUGAUGAGAACAACAUUUCAUGUGUAGAACGGGGCUGGUCCACUCCUCCCAAAUGCAGGUCCACUGUUUCUGCAGAAAAAUGUGGGCCCCCUCCACCUAUUAACAAUGGAGACAUUACUUCAUUCCCGUUGUCAGUAUAUGCUCCAGGUGCAUCAGUUGAGUACCAAUGCCAGAACUUGUAUCAACUUGAGGGUAACAAUCAAAUAACAUGUAGAAAUGGACAAUGGUCAGAACCACCAAAAUGCUUAGAUCCAUGUGUAAUAUCACAAGAAAUUAUGGAAAAAUAUAACAUAAAAUUAAAGUGGACAAACCAACAAAAGCUUUAUUCAAGAACAGGUGACAUUGUUGAAUUUGUUUGUAAAUCUGGAUAUCAUCCAACAAAAUCUCAUUCAUUUCGAGCAAUGUGUCAGAAUGGGAAACUGGUAUAUCCCAGUUGUGAAGAAAAAUAGAAUCAAUGGCAUUACUAUUAGUAAAAUGCACACCUUUUUCUGAAUUUACUAUUAAAUUUGUUUUCAAUUUCAUUUUUCAAGUACUGUUUUACUCAUUUUUGUUCAUAAAUAAAGUUUUG